This is a messenger RNA of Drosophila ficusphila, 703 nucleotides long. RefSeq names its product larval cuticle protein A2B (gene Ccp84Ae). NCBI's taxonomy places the organism in Eukaryota, Metazoa, Arthropoda, Insecta, Diptera, Drosophilidae. The coding region runs from base 69 to 689 and encodes 206 amino acids. Gene Ontology annotation, cellular component: extracellular matrix. The record is from RefSeq and is a predicted model, not a curated record. The transcript is spliced from 2 exons.
GGGUCAGACAUUCAGUGUUUGGCUUUAGCCCAAGACAGCAGCAGUUAAUCAAAAUCAUCCAACCAACAAUGGCAGCAAAGAUUGUUAUCGCUUUGGCUCUGUUCGCCGUGGCUCAUGGAGCCGUUCUGAGGACCGCCGCCCCGGUGGCCGUUGCUCCUGCUCCCGUCCCCGUUCUGGCCAAGACCGUCGAGCUGGAGGAGGUGGACCCGCAUCCCCAGUACACCUACAGCUACGACGUGCAGGACACCCUCUCCGGCGACAGCAAGGGACACGUGGAGGAGCGCGAUGGCGACUUGGUCCGCGGAGAGUACUCCCUGAUCGACGCCGAUGGCUUCAAGCGCACCGUGACCUACACCGCUGACCCCGUCAACGGAUUCAACGCGGUGGUGCGCCGUGAACCCCUUGCCGCCGUCGUGGCCGCCGAGCCGGUGGUCAAGGUCGCCGCUCCUCUGGUCAAGGCCGUCGCCCCAGUCGCUCCCGUUGCCGCCGUUGCCCCCGCUCCCAUUGUCCGAUCCGCUCCUCUGGCCGUCGCCGCUCCCCUGAUCAAGUCCGCUCCCCUGGCGGUUGCCACGCCCCUUGUCCGCUCCGCCCCUCUGGCGGUGGCUGCUCCCGCCCCCGUUCUGCGCACCGCUGCCUACACCACGCCCCUGCGCUACGCCGCCCCCACCUACACCAUCGCCAACUUGUAAAUGAGCAGGAUGCG